AUGGCCUCGACAGGCCUCCUCCUCGCGGUCGUCGUCAUGGUCGGCCUCAUCGCGAUGCUCGCAGUGCUAUGGUUACUGAGGCGUAGGUACACACUAGCACACUCUGCCACUGAAAGAGCCGCCGUCGGCGGCAAGGCGCUGAGCGCCGCCUCCGAAGCCCACCGAGAGGGGAAGACUGGAGGCGCCACGAUAACGCAGUCGCCCUUACUCACGGAUCACAAAACAACCGAAGCGGCGACGUCGGCGGCUGCGGAGCCGACUUCAUUUGGGCCCCUCAGGGGUAGGAAGUCCGUUGACAAGGCGGCGGAGGGCGCCAGGUCGCCCGGCUGCUUCAUCGUGGACGCGGCCCGCAGGGCUACCGUCACCGUGAGCCGCGCAGUCAAGCAGCAGACAGCAAACGUACUGGAGGCCCUUUCGUCCAGCGCCGACGCUGUAAAGGUUUUGGACCAAGCUAAGACAGGUUCAACAGGGACGCAGCAGGGAAGUUCCACGACGAGAGUCGCUUCCAGCGGUGACCGUGUGGUAGCUAAGGCGAAGCAGGUCCCUUCACCUCUUCCUCAGGAGAGCCAAGUUAUAACGGUGACGGCCCUCGCGGACAAGCAGGCUGAUCUGCCAAAGACUGAGGCCAGCGUCCACAGAAAGGCCGCACGCUUCCGCGCCCGCUACGCAGGCACUCCUUCCUCGAAACGGAAGCGCAAGUCUUUGUCUCAGCCGCAAGGCGAAGUCGGAAGCCUGACCUCGUCCACACUGGACAAGAAGCAAGCCGGCAGCAGGCCCACGGCCUCCCUGUCGCGCCGGAGGUCGUCGACCAGGUCCAGGAGCUCUCGAAAGUCUGCCCGGAGCGACAUAAAACCCGAGGGCGCAUGGUCUGAGGACGUGUCCCCUCCGCCAGGCUGGCUAGAUGCUUCCAUCGCCCGCGACCAGAGUUCGUCCACCGGGCCCACAUCUGACGUCAUCCCCCAGGGACACUCGUCCGCAACGGAUUCCUCUCCCGUGUGGCCUCCGCUAGUCGCCCUGUCACCCGUGGUCCCCAAUUUGGACAUAUUCUCGCGGGAACUUACUCCUAACCUGCCAGCGUCGCCGGCCGCGCCAGCUGGUGGCAACCUGCCGUACCAGCCACCCACGCCUCUUGUGGGCAACAAGGAUAUUUUCUCGAGGGAUCUCUCGCCCAACAUGCCGGCGUCACCGGCCGCACCAGCUGGCGGUAACCUGCCGUACCAGCCACCAACGCCGCCUGUGGGCAACAAGGACAUCUUCUCGAGGGAUCUCUCGCCCAACAUGCCGGCGUCGCCGGCCGCACCAGCUGGCGGUAACCUGCCGUACCAGCCACCAACGCCUCUUGUGGGCAACAAGGAUAUCUUCUCGAGGGAUCCCUCGCCCUACAUGCUGGCGUCGCCGGCCGAACCAGCUUGUGGCAACCUGCCGUACCAGCCACCUACACCCCUUGUGGGCAACAAGGACAUCUUCUCGAGGGAUCUCUCGCCCAACAUACCGGCGUCGCCGGCAGCACCAGCUGGUGGCAACCUGCCGUACCAGCCACCUACACCCCUUGUGGGCAACAAGGACAUCUUCUCGAGGGAUCUCUCGCCCAACAUACCGGCGUCGCCGGCAGCACCAGCUGGUGGCAACCUGCCGUACCAGCCACCCACUCCUGUUGUGGGCAACAACGACAUCAUUUCGAGGAAUCUCUCGACCAAUAUGCCAGCGUCGCCGGCCGCACCAGCUCGCGGUAACCUGUCACACCAGCCACUCACGACCCCGGUGGCCGACAAGGACAACUCUCAGGAUCUGUCACCUAAUAUACCAUCUUCGCAGACAAGCCAUGAUACCGAUGGCGAAAGGAAGAUUCUGUCGGUGCCACCGCCGAGUGCUCCUUGA
Dermacentor andersoni is the source of this 1878-nucleotide messenger RNA. NCBI's taxonomy places the organism in Eukaryota, Metazoa, Arthropoda, Arachnida, Ixodida, Ixodidae. The record is from RefSeq and is a predicted model, not a curated record.